AUGUCAUACGUGAUGGAUGAAACAGAAGAAGGAAUAAACGUAGACAAUUCACAACACGAUCUAGAACUUGAUAGAGAUUUUGCAGUUCAACAACGUCCACAGACACAAGAAGAUGACGGUGAUUUACUUGGGUUGGACAAACCAAUCAAACUAAAAACGCGUGUCAAAAUAGCUAAAGUUGAUAAUCAGAGAAUUUUCAAUCAUAAUGGUAUACCACUACUUGUGAAAACACAUUCCAAAUUGUUACGGACACUUAAGAAAAAUGACAAAAGUUUUUAUUCAGAGCCAAGAAGCUCAAUUUCGAAAAGCCAGAAAUUUGACCACGAGUAUGAGAACUUGAGUUCAGUAUUGCAAUUCUAUCAAUUGUGGUGUCAUGGUUUGUUUCCAAAGGCAACUUUCAAAGAUUGCAUCCACUUAAUUCGGGCGCUCGGUGCGAGGUCACCACAGCUUAGAUUGUAUAGAAGAGAAUUAAUAGAAGCAGAGUUGCAUAAAUUAAAAGUUGCCAAGGGAAUAAUAACAGAUGAAAACCAAGACAGGCCACAUAUCCCAGAACAAGAGAAUACAGCCGAGCCAAGUAAUGAUGAAUGGAAUUCUAUGCACAUGUCAGCUUUGGUACCAGAUUCUUCCAACCACAAUGGUCUCUUUGUUGAUUCCAACAGUAAUGAAGACUUUGAUGCAGUAGAUACUGCUAGUUCAACGAACAGGGCACCAUUAUCUAAUGAAGAUAAGAUUGAACAAGUAAAUGUUACGCCUUCAGACACACACAAUAAUGAGGAUGACUCUGAUGACCCUUUUAGUGACAAUGAUGAUAUAAAUAUUGAUGUUGACACUGAGAAUUUGCAGCCAGGAUCCGGUACACAACAUCAAGACCUUUCCAAGGAAACAAUUGAUGGAAAUGAUGAAGCCUUGGAACUAGAACUAAUGAGAGAGUAUAGUGUAUAA
Molecule: messenger RNA, 942 nt
Organism: Candida dubliniensis CD36
Lineage: Eukaryota; Fungi; Ascomycota; Pichiomycetes; Serinales; Debaryomycetaceae
Gene: CSM3
Product: Csm3p
Exons: 1
Coding region: 1-942 (313 amino acids)
Biological process (GO): DNA replication checkpoint signaling; DNA damage response; replication fork arrest
Cellular component (GO): replication fork protection complex; nucleus
Molecular function (GO): DNA binding
Source: RefSeq, a predicted model, not a curated record